Messenger RNA from Myripristis murdjan (pinecone soldierfish), 2717 nucleotides. RefSeq names its product Rab geranylgeranyltransferase subunit alpha (gene rabggta). Gene Ontology annotation, cellular component: Rab-protein geranylgeranyltransferase complex; cytoplasm. NCBI's taxonomy places the organism in Eukaryota, Metazoa, Chordata, Actinopteri, Holocentriformes, Holocentridae. Gene Ontology annotation, molecular function: protein binding; zinc ion binding; Rab geranylgeranyltransferase activity. The transcript is spliced from 17 exons. The coding region runs from base 170 to 1921 and encodes 583 amino acids. Gene Ontology annotation, biological process: protein geranylgeranylation. The record is from RefSeq and is a predicted model, not a curated record.
CCUCAGUGACGGCAUUUUCAUGAGACGGAAGUAAAAAUUUGUAGUCGUCAGCCUGUGGAGAGUGACACAGACAAAUCAAACCAUAUUCCAGAGAAGAGAAAGCGAGCGGAGCAGAAACAGAGCCGCGUGUUUCGGGAUUUUCCACAAGUCCACUUCCCAGGCAUAAAGGAUGCAUGGUCGGGUCAAGAUCAAAUCUACAGCCCAGCAGGAGGAGGAGAAAAGGAAGGAGCGGGAGAAGAAGCUGAAGAUUUACGUGGCUGCAAGAGAUGCCUGUUUUUCUAAGAGGAGAGAGGGGGUUUGGGAUGACGAGGCCCUCCAGUUAACCCAACAACUGCUGUCAUCCAACCCUGAUUUUGCAACCCUCUGGAACUACAGGAGAGAGAUUCUGCUGCACCUGGAGACUGUGAGGGAGGAGGAUGAAUUGCAGAAGAUAUACGAGGCGGAGCUGUCCUUUUUGGAGUCUUGUCUGAAGAUGAACCCCAAGUCGUACGGCAGCUGGCACCAUCGAGGUUGGGUCUCAGCCCGGUUGCCUCGACCAGACUGGGCUAGAGAACUGAGCCUCUGUGAUCGCUGCCUCAGCUUGGACGACCGCAACUUUCACUGCUGGGACUAUCGCCGGAUGGUUGUGAAGAUGUCCGGCGUGCCCGUGGAUCAGGAGUUGCAGUUCACCGAUCGUCUCAUAGGCUCCAACUUCUCCAACUACUCCAGCUGGCAUUACCGCAGCACCCUACUGCCCCUGCUGCACCCGGAGUCUCCCGAGCCCCCCUCGCCCUGCCGCCAGCCUCCCCAGUCCUCCCCUCCGCCUUCCCCGCAAACCCACUCCCACCGCGUGUGUGAAGAGCAGCUGCUCAAAGAAUAUGAGCUUGUACAGAAUGCUUUCUUCACUGACCCCAAUGACCAGAGCGCCUGGUUCUACUAUCGGUGGCUGCUAGGCAGAGCGGAACGAGAGGAGAUGAUCAGCUGUGUGUAUGUCAGUCGGGAGGAGGAGAGAGUGGUAGUCGCCUUCUCCCGGCCCGUCAAUGCACAGUCUGUAGGUCUGAUGCUGGUGUUGGAUGGCCAGCCCCAGCGAGUGGAAUGGAGGAGUGUCCACCCACACUUCAAACACAGUCCGGUUUGGAUCUGUGAUCUUCCUCCUGGGACAAUAAGUGACAUCACCAAUGAGCAUAAUCUGACUGUGCACUGGACAGAAAAACAUACUCACAGAGACUGUGCUCUGUACACAGGUCGAAAUGAGAGCUGGUGUCGAGAUUCUGCUACCGAUCAGGAACUUUUCAGGAGUGAACUCUCAGUAGAGAAGACCUCUGUGUUACAGUCUGAGCUACAAUCUUGCAACCAGCUGCAAGAACUGGAGCCGCUGAAUAAGUGGUGCUUGCUGACUAUCAUCCUUUUGAUGAGGGCACUCGACCCCCUGGGAUACGAGAAAGAGACUCUUGCUCAUUUCCAAACUCUCAAAGAGGUGGACUCCAUGCGCUCUGCCUACUACAGUGACCUGUGCAGUAAGUUUAUGAUUGAAAACACCAUUCUCAAAAUGGAGUAUGCAGAAGUACGCGUCUUCAGCAUUUCUGACAAGAAGUUGACCACAUUAUGCCACCUGGACCAGCUGUUACUGGUCACCCAUAUUAAUCUGUCGUCCAAUCUACUGCAGCGGCUGCCUCCGCAGUUUGCUAUGCUGCAGUGCCUGGAGGUCUUGGAAGCUGACAACAAUUGCAUAGAAAACUUGGAAGGACUGUAUCAUCUUCCCAAACUGGAGGAGGUAUACUUAAAGAACAACAAAAUUUCCAAGCUGGCAGACCUUCAGCCUCUGGUCUCCUGCCCCAAGCUGAAACACCUUGAUCUCCGAGGCAACCCCAUCACCGAGACUACCAACAUCCAAUCAGAGUUAGCUGAGCUGCUGCCAUCAGUCACAGACCUUCUGCUCUGAUCAGACAACAGGGCAGGACUCACUGCCAUCACCAUUUCUUUGUGUGUAUGUCCGUGUUUCUGGGCAUGUAUGUUUGUGAACAGCAAGUGGGUGUUUUCAAGCGUCUUGUGACUCUGUACCACUAUUAAUUCCACUUGUUUGGGAGAAUCUGAAUCACACCCACCCUGAGGAUUUUGAUGCCUGAUGGUUUGGAGCAUACGUCAGAUGUCACUGAAACACCUUCACAGAAAGUCUAGAUUUGUAUGAGUGUGUGUGUAUGUGUGUGUGUAUAUAUGUGUCUGCAUACCUGUGCAUUUGCAAGUCUGUAUUACUCACUGUUGCAUUGGUUUGUUCAGUUGUGUGUGCAUACGGAUGCUUAAUACAACUCCCAAAUGCAUGCUGCAACACUGAUAACGGAGUAAAUUGACUGCACACGAAUUGGCAGACUGCAAUGCUGGCUUAUUGCUUCUAGUAAGAUUUAAAAGUCAAACGUAACGGUUGAAUUGUGAGAAAAGCUGAGGUGAGAUGUUAACAAAAACAGUUGAUCAGAGCGUUGCACAUUUUAUAAAAGGUUGUGUAAACCAUUUACAAUAUGGCACUAUGCUGUUGCACAGUAAGUCACUGAUCCACUAAUAAAACAGCACACAUUGUGUCACUGCCUUCCAGUAAGCCUCUUGUGUGGUUUUCUAUGGUCAGUGAGACAGGAAAAUCAAGGUUUUCCUGAGUAUGGACAACUUAUGGCCUAUAUACUAAGCCUAUACCAGGCUGAGUUGGCUCCAUAGGUGUGUCAGGGCAAUAAAAGAUUGUGUCACCUGAA